GCCGCAUCUGCCGGGCCCUGGCCGGGGCCACGUCCCUGGCGCAGCUCAACCUUAACCUGGGCGUCGUGUCCAGCCCCAGCCGCAUCAAGCAGCUGGCUGAGGCUCUGCGGACCAACCGCUCCAUCCAGUCCCUCUUCCUGCAUGGGAGCCCCCUGACAGAUGCGGGGCUGGCCUUGCUGAACCCAGCCCUGGCCCUCCACCCUGCCCUUGUGGCUCUGGACCUGGGGGACUGCAUGCUGGGUGAUGAAGCCAUCAACCUCAUCUGUGGUCUCCUGCCCCCAGAUGGGGCCAAAUCUGGCUUGAAGGAGCUAACGCUGAGUGCCAACCCUGGCAUCACCCCUAAGGGCUGGAGCCGCCUCGCCAUUGCUGUGGCCCACAGCUCCCAGGUCCGCGUCCUCAAUCUGGAUUACAACCCCCUGGGUGACCAUGUGGCAGGAAUGCUGGCUGUAGCUGUGGCCUCCAGUCGUACGCUAGAGGUCCUAGACUUGGAGGGCACAGGGCUCACCAACCAGUCAGCUCAGACCCUGCUGGACAUGGUAGAAAAUUACCCCACAGCUUUGCGGAGCCUGGUGUUGGCUGAGAACAGCAUUAGCCCAGAGCUGCAGCAACAGAUCUGUGACCUCCUCUCUGAGGGAGAGGAGGAGGAGGAAGUGGCAGGAGGGGCUGGCGACACCCAGGAAUGGGAGAGAGGGCGGGAGCCUGCUGCCCACCAGAGGGGCAGCAGCUCCUGGAUGUGCCCCAGUGAUCCCAGCUCUCAGAUGGUGCUAAUGACGUCAGGACUAGGGGACAGUCUGUUGGCUGAGACCGAGAUGUGACUCUCCACUGGGCCUCUGCACACCAUUUCACUUGUCUAUUGUCCAAGCCCCUUGCCCCAGAUAUCAGGCUCAGGCCCUGGGGCUUGGGAGGGAACUGGGGUCAGGGGCUACAUGGGGGCUCUGGCAGCUCCUGGCAGUGUGGUGGGAAGGAAGCUCUGGAAGCCGUAACUGAGCAACAGCCUUGGGGGGCACUUGAACCCAAGGCAAUGCCUUUGAACUUGGCAGCUCUGGCUGCAACCCGCUGGCUCGGAAAAGAUUUUAUGAACUCCACAA
Messenger RNA from Mandrillus leucophaeus (drill), 1088 nucleotides. RefSeq names its product leucine rich repeat containing 73 (gene LRRC73). The transcript is spliced from 6 exons. Gene Ontology annotation, molecular function: protein binding. Lineage: Eukaryota; Metazoa; Chordata; Mammalia; Primates; Cercopithecidae. The record is from RefSeq and is a predicted model, not a curated record. Bases 234 to 815 code for a protein of 193 amino acids.